This is a messenger RNA of Ipomoea nil (Japanese morning glory), 1394 nucleotides long. RefSeq names its product casein kinase 1-like protein 1. The record is from RefSeq and is a predicted model, not a curated record. Gene Ontology annotation, biological process: endocytosis; signal transduction; peptidyl-serine phosphorylation. Gene Ontology annotation, molecular function: ATP binding; protein serine/threonine kinase activity. The coding region runs from base 342 to 1310 and encodes 322 amino acids. Lineage: Eukaryota; Viridiplantae; Streptophyta; Magnoliopsida; Solanales; Convolvulaceae. Gene Ontology annotation, cellular component: cytoplasm; nucleus. The transcript has 12 exons.
AAUUCAAAUUGGAUGCAUAAUCCCUAUUUUCAUUUGAAUAUCCAAUUCCAUGCUAUAAGCCUAUAAAGCUUUGCGUUACCACAUUUAUAUAAGCUUUCACAGUUCACUUUUAAGCCCAUCAAGGCAUCAAUGAAGUGUGAAUUUUUGAUUCAUUAUUUUAGAUCUCUGUUUGAUCAUUUAGGCAUUGAUUUUUUGGGUUAUCUUCAUUUUUUUUUUCUUUUUCUGAACUGCUGCUACUUUAUAAUGGCUGCUGUGAUGGCCUGAUUCUUGCUCCUGGCUAGCUUGACUAUGUGUUCAUAACAGUAUGCAGUGCUGCCUUCUGAUUUUCAGUCUCCCCCAAUAUGUGGAUGUCUGAAAAUGUCCAAACAAGUCACCCUCAAUUACUGUAUGAGUCAAAGUUAUACAGAAUUUUACAUGGAGGAAAUGGAAUUGCAAAUGUGAGAUGGUUUGGCGUGGAACGAGACUACAAUGUUAUGGUCAUGGAUUUGCUUGGCCCUAGUCUUGAAGAUCUAUUUAACUUUUGCAGUAGGAAACUUUCUCUGAAAACUGUUCUCAUGCUUGCGGAUCAAAUGAUCAACCGCAUUGAGUUCUUACACAGUAAAUCAUUUUUGCAUCGAGAUGUCAAACCAGAAAAUUUUCUUAUGGGAUUGGGAAAGCGCUCAAAUCAGGUGUAUGCAAUUGACUUUGGUUUGGCAAAGAAGUAUCAAGACCCUUCAACUCACGAGCACAUCUCUUACAGAGAUAAAAAGAAAUUGACAGGAACUGCAAGAUAUGCAAGCAUAAACACUCACCUCGGUCGUGAACAAAGCAGGAGGGAUGAUUUGGAAUCUCUUGGAUAUGUUCUAGUGUACUUCCUAAGAGGAAGCCUUCCUUGGCAGGGAAUAAAGUCAGGAAAUAAGAGACGCAAGUAUGGAAUAAUUAGUGAAAGGAAGAUGUCUACCUCUAUUGAGGCCUUAUGUCGAGGUUCUCCUACAGAGUUUGCUUCAUAUCUCCAGUACUGUCGUUCACUGCGCUUUGAAGACAAACCAGAUUAUGCUUAUCUGAGGAGAAUUUUCAGAGACCUUUUUAUCCGCAAAGGCUUUGAGUUUGACUAUGUUUUCGAUUGGACUAUUUUGAAGUAUCAGCAAGCACAGAUUGAAGCUCCUCCUCCCAGAUCUCUUACUCCUGGUUCUGGAACCAGCUCAUGGAUGACUCCCAUGAACCCCAAUGUGGAACACCAGUCGGGUGAAGAAGGGAGACGAUUAGCAGACUCUUCCCAGAGGAGAAACUAUGGGCAACCCGGAAAUGCAGAGUUCUCCAACUGGAAAUGACUUCGCCACAAAAAAAAAAAAAAAAGAUGCUAUUGUAAGUUAUCCGAGUUACUUUGACAAUGCAAAUAGAAGGUUUGUUAGAUA